AAUGAGCUAAGUCACGCAUUCUGCAACACUACCCUAACUAUCUCUUGAUGGGGGCCCCACACUACGUAGUCCAUUCCCCACCACACUCACACUUCUCCUCACUUCAUUUGCUCUGCUUCUACUGCAAAAACCCGAACAACGACGAUCUUCCUUCUUCUUUCUCUCUCCAAAUCAAUGAACUACUGCAGAAUAUCAUCAUUCAUCAUCAUCUUCAUCUUCUUCAACUGCUGAAUUCUCGCACUGUUUUUGAAUUCUGUUAUAGUGAGAGAAUCAAAUUAUUCGUUUUUGAGUUUUGACCUAGAAAGUUCAGAAAAAAUUGCAUUUAAAUACCAUUCACUUUCUCUUUCCUCUGAUCGUGCCUUAGUUGGUUGUAGAUUUUGGUAAAGAAUAUCUUCUUUUUCAAGUGCUGAAUUCUCGCGAAGUAAAUUAUUUGAUUUGAGACCAAGAAAGUGCAGAAAAACAGCAUUCACAAAUCAUCUACGUUCUCCUUCUGGUUAGUUUUGGUCAAUCAACAUCAAAAACUUCUUUUACAAGCUAAAGAGGACACCCCUAGUGGACAAGGACGGUGUUGCUCCUAGUUGUCAAGAUUCCAUGUCAAGGUUUACUCAUGUUUCUUACUAAGGUACGAUGAUGAGCUUGUAUAGAAUGACAAUUCUGGGCCUGGAUACAGUCAUAUUCCUAAGCAUACUCUUCUUGGUCAGUGCUUCCAGUGACAUGGAAGUAUUGUCCACAGUAAGGAAAAGCCUUAUCCGGAGAAAAGACAUGAUUCCUAGUUGGUUUUACUCGGAGAUUCCUGUAUGUAACUUGACAGGUGUGGAGUGUAGAGGUAUGGAUGUGUUUGGGGUUAAUCUGCCUUGUUCAUCUUCACCACUAGACCUUCCUUUUCCUAGCAGCAUCGGAGAAUUAAAACAUCUCAAGUAUCUUAAUCUCAGUCAGUGUGGGCUCACAGGUGAAAUUUCUGAUAAUAUAUGGAGUCUUGAGAAUCUUGAGAUCCUGGAUCUGAGUGGUAAUAUGCUCUCUGGAACUUUCCCUCUAAGUCUGCCAAAUUUGGAAAAUCUCAGGGUACUUGUACUUGAUGGUAAUAGCCUGUCUGGUCACUUGCCUUCAACUAUUGGCCUUCUAACUGGCCUUAUUGAGCUAUCACUGCAAGAAAAUUCUUUCUCCGGGAAUCUUCCUUCGGAACUUGGAAAUCUUUUAAAAUUGGAAUCUCUUGAUCUUAGUAAAAACUCCUUCUCUGGGGUCCUCCCUUCAAGUUUGGGUGAACUUACUAGCCUCUUGUUCUUUGAUGCCAGUCACAACAAACUUAGUGGUCCUAUCUUUUCUGGGUUCGGAAAUUUAACAGACCUUAGAAAGCUUGAUCUCUCUGGAAACUCCAUAACUGGACCCAUACCAGUGGAUAUUGGGAAACUGAUAAAUUUAACUUCAAUUGUUUUGGAAGACAACAGGAUUACUGGAGUAAUACCAUCAUCUAUAAGCAAUCUCAGGGAACUUCAGGUGCUUAACAUUCAGAACUGCAGACUUACGGGUGCGAUUCCUAAAGAAUUGACCGAGCUAUCUAAUUUGAUAUACCUGAACAUAGGACACAACUCUUUUAUCGGAGAACUACCAGCAAGCCUUGGAAAAUUAUCUAGUUUAGUGAACCUUCUUGCUGCAAAUGCUGGGUUGAGUGGCAGUAUUCCUGGACAGCUGGGUAACUGCAAGAGGUUGAAGCUUUUAGACCUUUCCUACAACUCCUUUUCUGGUCCGUUACCUGAUGGUCUUGCUGGGUUGGAAUCAAUUGAAUCUCUGAUGCUUGAUUCCAAUCAGUUGUCGGGAAUAGUCCCUAGUUGGAUUUCCAACUGGAAGCAAGUGGAAUCUAUUAUGAUGGCAGAGAAUCGCUUUACUGGGUCUGUUCCGCCGCUCAGUCUGCCGAAUCUAAGGUUACUCGACUUGAAUUCCAAUAUGCUUUCUGGCGAGUUGACCUCAGAAAUAUGCAAUGCUGAGUCAAUUUAUAAAUUAUCGCUGUCAAACAACAAUAUCACCGGAAAUAUUGACAACACCUUUAGAAACUGUCAAAAUCUGGCUGAUUUGAUGCUGUCUGAAAACAAUCUGUCGGGUGAGUUACCUGAUUACUUGGGUAAUCUUCCUCUCGUCCUCCUGGAAUUGUCCAAGAACAAAUUUCAUGGACAGAUCCCUGAUCAGCUAUGGGAGUCAAAGUCUCUUAAAGAAAUAAUUCUCAGCAAUAAUUUGCUCUCGGGAAAAAUUUCCCCAGCCCUUGCUAAGGUUCAGACUUUGCAGAGGCUGGAACUAGAUAAUAAUUUUUUUGAGGGGACCAUCCCUGCUUCCAUUGGAGAAUUGCGGAACCUCACCAACCUCUCUCUACAUGGUAAUUAUUUAAUAGGAGAGAUCCCUAUUGAGCUUUUCAACUGCACAGGCCUUGUGUCCUUAGAUCUUGGUUCAAACAACUUUAUGGGUCAUAUUCCAAAGUCAAUUGCUAGACUGAAAUUGCUGGAUAAUUUGGUAUUAGCCCGGAAUAAUUUCUCUGGGCUCAUUCCUGAAGAGAUAUGUUCUGGGUUCCAAAAUUUGCCCUUGCCAGAUUCCGAGUUCAUUCAGCAUUAUGGAAUGCUUGAUCUCUCUUACAACAUGUUUGUAGGUCCAAUUCCUGCAUCAAUCGGGCAGUGCUUUGUUAUUAGGGAGCUGUUGUUACAAAAUAAUGAGCUGAAUGGCAGCAUUCCUUCUGAACUAUCUGGUCUUUCUUACUUGAGCUUGCUUAAUUUGUCUUUCAAUCAUUUAACUGGUCCCCCCAUACCCAAGAUUUUCUCAUUGAGGAAUCUUCAGGGCCUUCUCCUUUCUCAUAACGAGCUUACUGGUCCUAUUCCUGAUAACAUGGGUUCCUUCAUGCCUAGUUUAACUGAGCUGGAUUUGUCAAGGAACUUUCUUGGUGGGUCGCUGCCGGCAUCUGUGUUUAAUAUUGAAAGCCUUACUUAUCUGGAUAUCAGUGCAAAUUCGCUAACUGGAACCAUCCCUUGCCACUUUGCAUCUGCCAGUUCACUUGUUCAUCUAAAUGCAAGCAAUAAUCAAUUUUCUGGUCCUUUGUGUGACUCCCUUUCAAACCUAACCGCUCUCUCCUUUUUAGACAUGCAUAGCAAUGCUUUGACCGGAAUCCUUCCACCCUCUAUAUCGAACCUUGCUGCCUUGACAUACCUAGAUCUUUCUGGUAACAAAUUUGGAAACUAUGUUCCAUGCAACAUAUGUGACAUUGAAGGCCUCUCCUACAUCAAUCUCUCCGCCAACAGAUUUUUGGGAUUUGUUCCUAAGACCUGCACUGAGCGUAGUGGAUCAUGCGUCUUAGCCUCCCCCCCUUCACAAACUAUCAGCCGAGCCCCAGUUUGGGGUUGUAUGAUUGGGGUAAUGGUUAUCCUGUUGAUUCUGUUCAUUUGUGUGGGUAGACAUUUGAUAUUGAAACAUGAAGCAGCUUUGAUCGACAGUAGAAAGAUUGAGCUUGUAUCUGCUGCUGAGCAAUCUGAUGAGCCCAUGUGGAAGAAGUCAAAAGAGCCUUUAAGCAUCAAUAUUGCUACGUUUGAGCAUUCUCUGACCCGGUUGAACCCUAAGGAGAUCUUAUCCGCCACUGACAACUUCAGCAAGACCUAUAUAAUUGGUGAUGGUGGAUUCGGUACAGUUUAUAAGGCAGCCCUUCCAGAAGGCCGAACCAUAGCUGUCAAGCGGCUUAAUGGAGGACACUUUCAUGGUGAUAGAGAAUUCUUGGCAGAGUUGGAGACUAUUGGAAAGGUUCAGCACAAAAACCUGGUUCCAUUAUUUGGAUAUUGUGUUUAUUCUGAGGAAAGGUUUUUGGUGUAUGAAUACAUGGAGAAUGGCAGUCUUGAUGUCUGGUUGAGGAACCGAGCUGAUGCCGUGGAAGCCCUCAAUUGGCCUACCCGUUUUAAGAUCUGCUUGGGGGCUGCACGGGGUAUUGCAUUUCUACAUCAUGGAUUUGUGCCUCACAUCAUUCACAGGGACAUCAAGUCCAGCAACAUACUACUGGACCACAACUUUGAGCCCAAAGUCUCAGACUUUGGACUGGCCCGGAUAAUCAGUGCUUAUGAGAGCCAUGUCAGUACCGUUCUUGCUGGCACAUUCGGUUAUAUACCUCCCGAAUACGGUCAAUCCAUGGUGGCGACAGCAAAAGGUGAUAUAUACAGCUUUGGUGUGGUGAUGCUGGAGCUGGUCACCGGUAGAGCUCCAACAGGGCAGACUGACAUUGAGGGUGGUAAUUUAGUGGGUUGGGUUCGUGUGAUGAUGGCUAAUGAGAGACAAGAUGAGGUGCUUGAUUCAUAUAUGCCAUUGAUUGCAAUGUGGAGGUAUCAAAUGCUGCAAGUCCUCAACAUCGCUCGAAUGUGCACCAACGAUAAUCCUUCAAAGAGGCCUACUAUGCUCGAGGUGGUAAAGCUCUUGAAGGAAAUAAAAAUGGAGAUGUAGAUGGAUGAUUAAAUUCCCAUCUGUUCUGUAAAAUGGGAAUUGUAGACUGUAGUCUGAUGCAGAAUCUGAUAAGUAGUAGGAUCUGUAAAUAAGUGAUAUUAAUCGUAAGAAAAAAAUUGUUAGAGCGGCAUUUGAAUGAAAAAAUCGAGCCCUUAUUCUCGAAUCUUAAUCAAUGAAUGAAAGUAUGAAACUAUUAUGACUUCAA
Molecule: messenger RNA, 4660 nt
Organism: Amaranthus tricolor (Joseph's coat)
Lineage: Eukaryota; Viridiplantae; Streptophyta; Magnoliopsida; Caryophyllales; Amaranthaceae
Product: leucine-rich repeat receptor protein kinase MSP1
Exons: 5
Coding region: 628-4455 (1275 amino acids)
Biological process (GO): protein phosphorylation
Molecular function (GO): protein binding; ATP binding; protein kinase activity
Source: RefSeq, a predicted model, not a curated record